AUGUCGUCUAUGCGAAAUGCCGUCGCGCGGCGACCUCACCGCGAGCGAGCUCAACCUUUAGAGCGUAAGAGACUCGGUCUUCUUGAGAAGCACAAGGAUUACACCCUUCGUGCUCAAGACUUCAACAAGAAGAAGAAGACUCUCAAGAACCUCCAAUCCAAGGCCGACGAGCGAAAUGAAGAUGAAUUCUACUUUGGCAUGAUGUCCCGAAAGGGACCCGGCUCUAAACUCAAGGAUGGCAAGAAAUGGCAGGGAACAGUCGCAGGCGAUCGAGGAAACAAGUCCUUGGACGUCGAUACCGUGCGACUCCUCAAGACUCAGGAUUUGGGCUACGUUCGAACGAUGCGACAAGUUGUUUCGAAGGAAGUUGCCCAGUUGGAAGAGCAGGUAGUCCUCACCCGAGGAUUCAAUAAGCUGGACGAAGAUGAGGAGGAAGAGGAAGACGAUGGCAGCGACUCCGAGUUCGACUUCGCCACCGCCCCUUCAAAACCUAAGGCCCCACGAAAGAUUGUAUUCAUGGACGACGAGCAAGAACGAGAAGAAAUAUUAGGGGACCGCCUGGACAUGGACGAUGAAGACGACGCCGAGAAGAAAGAGGAUAGCAAGGACGAGGAGGAGCGCGCCAAGAACCUUCGCCGUCUCCGCAGUCAACUCGAAAACGCUCGCAAAAAGCUCAAGGUCCUCACAGACGCCGAGCACGAACUCGAGAUCCAGCGCGCAAAGAUGGCAAAGACGAAGACAUCCGGAGGAACUACACGUAAAGGAAAGAAGAUCAUGAUCCGAACAAGAAAGCGAUAA
Molecule: messenger RNA, 798 nt
Organism: Fusarium coffeatum
Lineage: Eukaryota; Fungi; Ascomycota; Sordariomycetes; Hypocreales; Nectriaceae
Exons: 2
Coding region: 1-798 (265 amino acids)
Biological process (GO): rRNA processing
Cellular component (GO): nucleolus; small-subunit processome
Source: RefSeq, a predicted model, not a curated record